Labrus mixtus (cuckoo wrasse) is the source of this 5505-nucleotide messenger RNA. Its product is annotated as ankyrin repeat and SOCS box protein 13-like. Gene Ontology annotation, molecular function: protein binding. The record is from RefSeq and is a predicted model, not a curated record. The transcript has 6 exons. Lineage: Eukaryota; Metazoa; Chordata; Actinopteri; Labriformes; Labridae. Bases 96 to 941 code for a protein of 281 amino acids. Gene Ontology annotation, biological process: positive regulation of protein catabolic process; intracellular signal transduction; protein ubiquitination.
ACGAGCGAGACGCUGCUGUUUACAUACAUCACAUGUUUCUGUUCCUGCGUUCACGUUGGUAGUCCCGCCGGUAGAUCAAAAAUAAAAGCCGGAAAAUGACGGAGAUUGAAAACUCGCAGCAGUAUUUCUUCGGGGACAUCGGCUGCUGGUCAGAGAGAACGGAGGUGCACAAAGCGGCGUCCCUCGGUCAGGCGGCCCAGCUGCAGCACCUCAUAGAGAGCGGGGCGUCGGUCAACAUGGUGGCUGUGGACUCCAUCACGCCGCUGCACGAGGCCUGCCUCCAGGGUCAGACCCAGUGCGCCCGACUGCUGCUGGAUGCUGGAGCUCAGGUGGAUGCGAGGAACGUGGACGGGUGCACUCCGCUGUGUGAAGCCAGUUCGGCUGGUAGUUUGGAGUGUGUGAGACUCCUACUGGAUCGCGGCGCCAAGGCCAAUUCUAUUCUCACCUCCCGCACGGCCUCGCCGCUCCACGAGUCCUGCUUAGGAGGAAACUCGGACUGCGUGAAGCUCCUGAUAACCGUGGGCGCUAGCCUGGAGGCGUACAACCUUUACUACGGGACCCCGCUGCACGUCGCUUGUGCUUACGGACACACAGACUGUGUCAAAGUGCUGCUCAAUGCAGGUGCUAAAGUGAAUGCUACCCGGCUGCAUAAGACCCCGCUGCACCAUGCUGCCAAAAACAUGCGAGUGGAGAUGAUCGAGAUGCUGGUGGAGUUUGGGGCCAACAUCUACGCCAGGGAUCAGACCGACAGGAAACCUGUUGAUUACACCACGCCGGGGUCGCCCUCUGCAGCCUGCCUAAAGCUUUAUGAGACCACUCCGAUGAGUCUGCAGCAGCUCAGCCGGGUGGCGGUGAGGAACAGGCUGGGCACCCGAGCUCUGAAGGUCGUGCAUCAACUGGAGAUCCCCAAACUCCUCAUCAGCUACCUCUGCUAUCAGUGACCCGUCGGCUCUGCAGGAGGAUGGACGGUUAAAGACACACUGGAGACUCACAGAGCUGCUGAGAGUAGCCCAGAAGAGGUGCCGUUGUUAAAAUAUAACAGUGCACACACAUACACAGAUGUUCUUAGAGGUCUCUCUGAUGCUGCAUUCACACUAAAUUAACCCAUUCAUAGUCUUUAGACAAGACCACCGUCGUAUUUGCAAAGUUAAAAAAGUGCAAACACGCGAAGUGGUUCAGGCAGUUUUCCAGACGAUUUGUCGUCUUUUUUUUUUAGAGGUGAAACGUUUCUGUUUCCAUUUUGACUGAAUGUCUUUAAUUUUGUUGAAUCAAACAAUAGAAACAACGUUUAAAACUAGGCAUCAACAUCUGAUCAAAAGUCUUAAAACCUUCUUUUCUAAUGAGCACUUUUCGCAGCAGGUGAUGAUGUAACGGCUCGGGAACACGUUAUGUUAUCACAGCGGAGUUUUUCAAGUGUGCAGAUGUUAGAAAUAGAAACAGUCACAACAAACGGCAGCGAGAUCUGUCGCUGUAAAUACGCGGUCUGACUCACAGGAUGGAGACGCUGCUUAUAAACAUGACAUCAGCUGUGUAUUUCUAACAUAGUUCACCUUCUCUUCUGCUAGCUGCGUGUCACAGUUUUCCUAAAUCGUCCUCACAUUGUGAACAGUGACAGUAACAUUGAAGAUCAAGACGGUGGAAAUGGCGAGGUUAAACAAAGGUUUGGAUCAUGCAAUGGGCAGGCCUGUUCUUAAAUACUUAUUUAAAUGUUUAUGUUAAGUUGUCUUUAGCAGGGAUUUAGCUACUUUAUCUUUUUACAGAUAAAUAAAUAAUAAAAGGUCUUAAUAUUACAGCCAUGUCCAUGCAAUGAGCAAAUGUUUCGGUCACAAAAAGUUAUCUUGUUCCACAGUUUUGUACGGUCAUUGAGUACAUUCACAUGGACUUGAGUGUCCCGGUUUUGAUCGGGUUUGUUAAGUAUCCUGUUUUUGUGUUGUGCAUGUUAACGCCAAAUCCUGAAUAUGAUCAAAACCGGGAUGAGGCUUAAAACUGGUACACUAAAGUCCAUGUAAACGUCCUCAUUGUUGUGGAUUCCUCGGCUCUGUGACACCCAGGUCGAUUGUGAUAAGUUUGGAGAUAUAAAAGAAAAAGAUGCAUCAUACCGUAAGGUUGUCAAAAUGUGUGAUACUAUUCAAUACCAUGUGUUUUAAAAAGAUCUGUGUUAUUUCUCAUGAUCGAUGGUCUGUUUCGUACGACAGGUGCGUAGACAAGGGGUGAAUCAAUCAGAAAUCUUCAUCAACAUUCAAAACAGGCACCGCCUGAACAAAAAAUCAAAUGGGGAAAGACAAACUAAGAUUUUGUUGGCAUGUUGUUCUCUUCCCGCUUGAUCUUGUCAUUCUCCUGUGAUGAGUGUACAGCCGCUCUUGGCUGCGCUCACGCUCCAGAAACAGACCCAGUGGGGCGGGGCACACGUGAUCAGACGAAGCAAAACCGUCGCGCUGACGGAACGCACAGACUGACAAAUUUUGCAGUAAGAACUGAUUUUAAUUACAGAAACUAUGUCUGAGAAAAGUUUAGUUUAGAAGUUUAAUUUAUAUACUGACACAUGUCCCAUCUGUUAACAUGGAGGAGGCGGAGGCUUAUGACCUAUACUGCAGCCAGACAGUGGAGGGGGGGGGGGGGGCUCCAAAUGUUCUAGCUUCACUUUUGGGGAGCUGUCAGGACGUCCAUAUUUCAUACUGUCUGUUAGUGUUGCUUAUAGGAAAAAUAAAUUCCAAUGAAUGCUUCAUUAAAACAAAAAGUUUGACAUGUUACUUAACCUGCUGACAGGAAGUCAUCCUCAAAUAGAAAUCCAAGCGUUAGUGUCCUUUUUUUUUUUUAACUAUUGUUGCCUCUUUUCAGUAAACAUGAUGAGUGCUCUGUGUGAGGGUUAUUGUUGUGUAAUAAGAGGCAUUAACUGCAGAUGUUGAAGUCUUAAAUAAGGUUUAAUGUUUGCCGUUCACAUAAAUAGAAGCAUCACUGGCACCACAAGAGACGAAGAGUUUGUGCUUCUGAUAUUAGACACGAUUACAGUCGAGUUUUUAUUUAAAUAAAGUCGGCGCUCAGGGAGGACGGAGACAAAUGGCAUCUUUUUCCUGGCAACUGAAAGUGGCUGUAUUCAAACCUAAACACGUCUCUGUACCGUAAACGGCGAGUUACAGUGAAAUGUAAAGUGGGUGCACAUUUCCUGAAUAACUUCAUUUAUUAAGAAAGUAACUUGCAGAGAAAUACCAAUCGGUUUUGUUGUCAUAGCAGCGCCCAGAGUCAGAGUGACAAACUCCAGAUGCUGCUUCUCGUUCACGGCCUUUUUGUUUGGUGCAGACACUGAAGCUGCGAUCCUCGGUGCCUAUUCAUAGCUCUGUGUUUGCUUCUCCACUAAAACUGCUUCUAGAGAGCGCGCUGAGGUCACAGUGUUUUUAGAGGAAGUGUUUAUGAAUUCCUCAAAGUGCUCCAGGUUUGCUUUAUUGGCUCUUUUCUAAGCUGUUUUGGAAGUUGCAUAACUUUUAUCUGCAGGGGUCAAACCGGGUCGAACACACACUUUAUUUUAACUCUCUGAAAUCAGAACGCCGCGACAGAAAUGGGGGCAGCACAUUUCUCUCCUUGAAGUUGAGUCUCUCUUGCUAAAUGUAGUGUCCCAAUUAAUAUCAUAGUUACCAAGCGAGCUCUAAUGUUCGCUGUUAACCCCUCGUGCUCCAGCCUCUCAUCCCAACAUAGUCAUGCAGCUUUUUAAAAACAAAAGGAGACAUACAUAUAUCCAUUAUCUUUUACCGCUUUUCCCAUUCAAGGUCCUGAGGGGCUGGAGCCAAUCCCAGCUGUCAUUGGUUGAGAGGCAGGGUAACACCGGGGUAACACCCUGAACUGUUUACCAGCCAAUCACAGCGCUGACAUAUAGAGACAGACAACCAGCCACACUCACAUUCACACGUAAGGGCAAUGUAGAGUCACUAGUUAACCUAACAAGCACGUCUUUGGACUGUGGGAGGAAGCCGGAGUACCCGGAGAGAACACAUGCAUGCACAGGGAGAACAUGCAAACUCCACACAGAGAGGCUCCUGUCCAAUGGGGAUUCGAACCAGGAACCUCCUCGCUGUGAGGCAACAACACUAACCACUGCACAGAAACAAGACAAAAUGCAAAAAAGCAGGCUUCAAAAUAAUGAUCCACAAACAAAUAACUGUGUUUAUAUCGGUCAAUGCCCUGACCAAGACAUACAUCACAAAGUUUAUUCCUUGAUUUAAGAAUUCAAGAAGAUUCCUCGUCUUUUAUUCCUCAUUAACAGUCUUAACUCAAGCUGCUUUACUUUCAGGAGACUUUUUCUGUAACUGGAAACUGGCCGUCUUCUUUAUAAAAAUGUGGAUGCGUUCAAACCGACAAAUAGAGGAGAGUGAACAACGUGCAGAACACGUGCACGAUCACGUGCAGACGAGAGGAUCAUUUAAAGAGCAAAUUAAAGUCAGAUGAAAACAAAUGUGCUUCUGCUCUCUGUAGUGAUGCCGUAACUCGAGUAGAAGAUGCAGAAACACUCGGUUAGUCCUUGAGCUCAAUCACUGACAGUAAAAUGUGCGUAAGCUAAACACGAGUGACCUUACUCUGUUCUCCCUGUUUGGUAUAAAGUACAAACCGCGUCCACAUGCAGUUUUCUGACCUCACCCUGCAGGAUUUUUUGGGAUUUAAUUUAUGAUUUCCAAACUUCCAGCAGCCAAGUGAGAGAUCAUCUGUCAGCUCUCCCCGAGGCCUGCACCUGGAUGUAUAGUGUUUCUCUUUCUGACCUUAACGAAAGCAUCAAAAGCAACAUUUCAUACUUUGCCAUCCAAAUCUCUCUGUUCACCCCCGUCUCUGGCUCGCACCGUAAACGUGCCCGAGCUGCACGCUGCUGGCUCCAGACACACAGCUCGUCUGCUGCACGCCAUAAACAUGCCAAACUGUUGCAAUUUUCUUUUGCAAAAUAAAACUCCCAUCGUCUGUAGAUAUUUUGAUUGGUUUUCAUGCCACAAGAAUGCAUCUUGCUCAUUACAAACUCGUGCCAUAAAUAAUCCCGAGGCUCAGAUCUCUCCUUCUUCCCACAGUUUCUGACAGACUUAAAAUAUCUGACCCUGAAACAUAUUAAGGACUGAACUUGUGUCUUAAAAUAACCUCAACAAAACAUGCAUGUUUCAAAGCGUUUUGAGCAGAGGGACUGGAAAAAGCAGAGGAGAGGAGCGAAGGCAUGCAGGGAAUGUCCCGAGUUAUCGAAGAUGAAAAAUGCUCCGAAAAUAGGAAUGCUGAACUUCAUGGGGAACAAACGAGAGGUGUGUUAUUUUUAAAGUUUCCCCCUGGUGUGUCUGAUUUUUCAAAGUUAUGGCAGUUCUCACGGUUUAAUUAUUAUAUUCUUAUUAAAGUGAAUAAAGUCUCAAUGUAUUCCUCUCAGAUGUUCAAAACACACAGGAGGUGCUCAGGAGGUGAUGAAUCGUCCAUGAAAAAUGUGUCAUGAAUAUUUAUCUGUACAGAAGUGUUGCUCUGAAUAUCAUUAAAAUGUUGAUUUGUUGAAUA